Messenger RNA from Melozone crissalis (California towhee), 2920 nucleotides. It is a transcript of the gene IQCE, whose product is annotated as IQ motif containing E. The record is from RefSeq and is a predicted model, not a curated record. NCBI's taxonomy places the organism in Eukaryota, Metazoa, Chordata, Aves, Passeriformes, Passerellidae. Gene Ontology annotation, molecular function: protein binding. The transcript has 22 exons. Bases 84 to 2129 code for a protein of 681 amino acids.
CCCAGCCCCGAGCCGGCAGCCACGGCCCGAAGGGGGCCCCGCGGCCCCGCCGCCCCGUGAGGCCUUCCCUCUGCUCUCCCAGCAUGGCCCGGGGCGCCGGCGAGGCGGCCGCGGAGGGGGAGCUGGGAGAUGACAGCCUGUCUGUGGUGACCUGCCAGUCAGAAACAACCCUGAAGUUAAAGAAGAAGAUUUUUCACAAACCUCCAAAGUCACCAAAGUCUCCCUACAGCUCCAGCACACAACUGUAUCCUAGAAAAGCUGCAGCUUGGAGAUCUCUGCAGGGAACAGGCAGUGCUUGUUUUGAGAAUGCAACUGUUGAAAACCCAAGGCAGAUGUGGCUGGGAAUUCUGAAACAAGGAAUGAGCCAUGCUCUGAAAUCAGAUGCUGACACGGGGCAUGUGCGAGCUAAUGUUUCCAGUAGCACUCCAGAGUAUUUGAAGGAAGCUCUAGGAAUGAAAAAGCCAAAACAUGCUCGUUCUUCCAGUAAUGGCUACGUUCCUGGAACUCCUGACUACAAAGAGAAAGAAGACAUGUAUGAUGAAAUUUUAGAACUGAAAAAGACAAUACAAGCUCAGAAGAAUGAGGGAGACAGAAUGAAGACCAAGCUCCGUCGCCUGGAAGAGGAGAACAGUAGAAAGGACAAACAGAUUGAGCAACUGCUGGAUCCUUCCAGGGGCUCUGAGCUGGCACGACCUUGGUCAGAAAAGAAGACUGAUAAUGGAUGGGUGGUUACUGGAUUAAAGCAGAAGAUUGUCAAGCUUGAAGAGCAGUGCAAGGAGAAAGACAACACUAUUAAUGAGUCCCAGGCAGAGAUGAAGACCAGUAGUUUGGAAGAAGUGAGGUUAGCCAUGGAAACCUACUAUGAAGAGGUUCAUCGCCUGCAGCUCCUUCUGGCCAAGUCUGAGACUAUGAGGAAAAAUGCAGAGGGCAGAGACACCCAGAAACGGCUGAAGGCCCUGAAUGCUGCAGUGCUGAGGCUCUCCAGGAACAUCAGGGAAAUGCAGGCUGAGAACCGCAGGCUGAAGGAGGACCUGGAUCACGUGCUGAGCACUUCCCCUCCUCUCAGCAAAACAAAAAAUUAUAGUGAGUGGGGCAGACAGAGGCUGGUGAAGAAGAUUUUGGAUCUAGAAAAAAAAGUGUGUGCCAUGGAGAGCAGCAGGGUGUCCUUAGGUGACAGUGAGGCAUCACCAGUGCUUCCUGAGUCAUCCUCCCAUUCUGUGGACCUGGACCAUCCAGCAUCCCAGCAUUUAGGUGAGGAAUGCUGUCGCCUCCAGAGGCAGGUGAAGAAACUGCAGGAUGACAGGCAGGCACUGCAGAAUCUCCUGCUCAGUAAAGAAUUAGAUAUCAAGCAGCUACUGCAGGCUAAGGCUGAAGUGGAGCUGGAGCUGCAGAAGUGGCAGAGUAAGAUGGAAGAAAAAAGUACAGAAGAGCAGACUUUAAGUGAGGAAAUCCAGAACCUGACACAGAAAGUAGGAAAACUGGAGUUAAAACUGGAGGAGGAGAAAAGACAAAUUGGAGAAGAUACAGUGGAAAAGCUUAAUAAGGCUCCUCCAGUCUGCACAGUGACAGGCAAAGAAAGUCACAGGAAAGAACAAGCAGCCAGAAUUAUCCAGAGAUACUGGAAGAUGUACAAAUCCAAGAAAGAAGAAGUUGCUCUGCAUGAGGCAGUUGUUCUGCUCCAGGCAGCCUUCAGGGGACAUUUAUCUCGGCAGAAAGUGCUGCUGGAUGCUGGGGAUGCUGGGGUGCCUGAUGCAGAGUCUCACACCGAGAACUCCUGCCUGUCUUCCAUGUCAGACUCCUCGAGCUUUUCUUCUGAUUGCAAGGAGAGAGAUGAGAUUGUGACAUUCAUCCAGUCCAUUUUCAGAGCUCACUUGGCACAUACAGAAUCCCUUCAGGAGAGGCCCUCUGUGCCCAGUGCCCCCAGUGAGAAAGCAGAUCCUGCAGUUCCCAGCUCAGAGGAGAGACCAGACUCAGCAGCACUCGAGGAAUCUUCCGUCCCCACAUCUCCUCUUCCUGGCAGGUCCUGCUCUCCCCCGUGUGUGGCCCUGGACGAGGCUCACUCCGAUGACUCCGAUGAUGUCGUUGUCCCUCCCUUCCUGCAGGUGAAGAAAAGCCACACCCACCUCUAAGGUUUGCUAACAGCUCUGGUGGUCUGGAAUUGUUUGGUUCACCAACAAAACUAUUUGCGCCAAGAUCAAGCAUAUCAAAGAUGGAAAAAGGGGGAAUAUCAGCCCCUUUGAAAUGACAGUUCACAUGAUUUCAGCCACAAAUGAGUAAUUCUUUGACAUGUUUUCUCUUUAUGGCUAAAAGCCACUGACUGACUGUUAACCUUACCCUCCUGGUACACAGAGAGUUUGGAUUUAUAAACUCAACCAAAACACUUCCAUGUUUUUAGUGAGGAUUAUAAAUUCAGUUGCCACAUUUAACUGAAAGCAAUAAAGCCUUAAGAUACUUAAUGCCAAACAAAGUUUUGUUUCAGGUCAAUAAAUCAAUUUGUUUAAUCAGAAAGUGGUACAUGACAUGACUCCAGCUUUUAGCCCGUGUAUGAAAGGGGUACAACUGGUAUUUGUUAUCUGUGCUUUACUAUUUAAAAUUUUUACUGUAUCAUAUUUUAAUAUCUUUCUUUUUAUUUUUAUAUUGAACAUUUACAAUCUGUGCAGAUCUGUUAAAGGCUUUUAGAAAGCCAUUUCUUUGCCAUAUGACUAUUCAAGUAUUCAAGGCCCACUGUAUCAGCUGGGUUUUCUUAUUUAUUGACCUUUUCCUGUGUAUGUACAAUGACAUGUGUGGUACUGCUUUGUGUUGAAAUGUCUGAUGACAUAAUCAGCUUUUGGGAUUUGUCAGGGCAGGUGUGUAUUAGCAGCAGUGUGCUGUGAAGGGAUACACCUGUGAGUGUUUUUUCUGCUUAAAAAGUCACAAAUUG